This is a messenger RNA of Labrus mixtus (cuckoo wrasse), 2602 nucleotides long. Its product is annotated as 7-methylguanosine phosphate-specific 5'-nucleotidase-like. The transcript is spliced from 10 exons. The record is from RefSeq and is a predicted model, not a curated record. Gene Ontology annotation, cellular component: cytoplasm. Lineage: Eukaryota; Metazoa; Chordata; Actinopteri; Labriformes; Labridae. Gene Ontology annotation, molecular function: magnesium ion binding; 5'-nucleotidase activity. Bases 185 to 1138 code for a protein of 317 amino acids.
GUUAAGGUGUGACCAACACUUACAAUGUAAGCAAAUUGUUCUAAAAACAGACGAGCGUCUUUAUACAAAAUACUGAAAUAUCACAUUUUAAAGAUAGACAUUUCAUUUCACGUCGUUAUGUACUCAUAACGGUUGGUCAGAAAAGCAAGUAAGGCCUCGCUAGCACUCCAGUUAACGUUUAAAAAUGAUAUACCAUAUUCCCUGGAUCCACACUCCAGUCAGGACAGUCCUGGCAAUCUGGAACCAGCUAACCAAGACCGAGAUCCCAGAGCUGGCCAAGUGCUCUGUGCUGAUGAGAGAGCGCGGCAGGGUGGAGGAAACCAUUCACUCCAUGCAGCGAGCAGGUGCAGGCAGCCUGCAGGUAAUCUCAGACUUCGAUAUGACACUCACCAGAUUUGCCCACAAUGGCAGGAGAGUGCCUACAACACACAACAUCCUGAUUAACCGUCUGCUGAUCAGUGAAGACUGCACUCAAAAGCUGAAGGUGCUGUUGAACACAUACUAUCCCAUAGAGAUUGACCCAAGCAGGAGUGUUGAAGAAAAGCUGCCUCUCAUGGUGGAGUGGUGGACUAAAGUCCAUGAGCUGCUGAUUCAGCAGAGGAUCAGGAAGGACCUGCUGGCCCAGGCUGUCAACGAAUCCGGCACUAUGCUCAGGGACGGCUACAAGUCGUUUUUUGACUGCCUGGCAGAGCGACAGAUCCCUCUGCUGAUCUUCUCUGCUGGUGUCGGAGACGUCCUGGAGGAGGUGAUUCGACAGAACCAGGUCUUCCAUCCCAACGUCAACAUCAUCUCCAAUUACAUGGACUUUGACCCAACUGGGGCUCUGCAAGCGUUUAAAGGCCUACUGAUCCACACCUUCAACAAGAGGGAAGGCGCUCUGUCACAUGCAGCUGGCCUCAAAAAUCUGCAGGGUCGACCCAACGUGCUGCUGCUGGGAGACUCUUUAGGAGACCUGACGAUGGCUGACGGGGUGUCUGAGCACCAGAACAUCCUCACCAUCGGCUUCCUCAACGACCAGGUGGAGGAGAGAAAAGAGUCGUACAUCAACUCCUUUGACAUCGUACUGGUGAAGGAUGAGACGCUGGAUGUUCCGAAUGCUGUCCUCAGUUAUAUAACCUCAUCGCGAGACAAAAAGUAAGGUCCGAACGUAGGACCUGGACACUUUAUGUGGACUCUAUUCAGCAUGAUGCACACUGGACAAUCACACAUCAUCACUUACCUCAAACUAAACCUUGAACCUGGACUUUUUGCUCCAACGCUGCACGAAUAUUGUUGAACUUUGUAUUUUGAGGUGUAGGUAUUUUAAAGUACUGUGAAGUUACUAGAGUGACUGUUGAAAACAUAUAAUAUAGACCAUGCCUUUAAACGUCGUUUAAAGAAUCAGCAAAGUAUUGCUCUUUACAGACAAUAAGAACAAAUGAAACUUCAGUAAAAGGGUUUCCCCCUGCUUCAGGAGAGUCACAAAGGCUAUUUGCCACCUUAAUGGAACUCAAUGAAGUGACAAUUGAUGGACAAAUGCAAAGUGUACUCAAACAAUGCAACCUCUAAAAGAGCUAAUACUAACAUCUGCACUGAGUCCUUUCCGUCAUCUUCUACUCUCUUUCUCCUCAGAAACAUUAUUAUGCAGUAUGAGGAUGAGCUGCUUUAAAAGAAAUUAAAAACAUAAGAACUCUGUGCACACUCUACUAAGCACCUGAGAAACUCUUGAGGAGUUUAUGUCUAUGCUAGUCAUUGAUCGGCCAUGACACACACCGUGCUUCAGUGUGAGGUGUUUAUAAAUUGAUCUCAUACCAGAACAGUCCAGGCCAAAGAUCAAUGAUGGACUUUGUGGUUGUUUCAUUGGAUUACUAAAUGCUAUUGGUGGGUUCAGAAAGCACGGGACGCUGCAGAACAGAUUGGCUAAACCAAAAACCCUUAUGUGAGGUUGAACUCGGAAUGUCCAGCUGAAGCCCGAGUCUGCAUCACCAGUCUUCAGCUCACACCUCCCAAAGAAUUUCUUGUGCAUCUCAUAAGGUUGGGCGCGUGAGUGGGCAGUGUUCAAAGCCUCCAUUGUAGAGGUAACUUCUAGAAGUAGUGGCAGUAGAUUGUCAGUACCAACCUUAGCUGCUGGUCAUGUUCUGUGGAAAGGGAGUUCUCAAAAAAGCCACUCGGGCUUGAUAAGACCAGCAGUCUCCUUAGUAAGAAGAGAAUUAAUGGGAGGCUGAUGGUUAGGUAUAUUUAUGUGUCUGUAUGUUACAUGUUUUCUUUCUGUCACACUGCGUAGGGCUGGGAGAACAGCAUUGUGUCUUUUUUAUGUUUGCAGAUCUAUGAAAAUAUUACAUGUUUGGAUAAUCAGGUGGCCCUAUAUUAUAAUUUAUCUUUUAAAUUCUGUUAGCGAUCAAAAUCUGUUUGUUUUUAACUGCACAGGCAGGUUACCAAACCAUGCUGUGAUACCAUACCUGAUAAGGCUAUGACUGCCUGAUAAAAAAUAAACCUUAAAUCUCUGAUCAACACUGUGGACUCAGGCGAUGUGAGAAAUGUAACCGUUGUUGUAAUCUGCUACACAAACUGUCUACAUGUGUUCCAGGUCAAUGCAUUGUCAAUAAAAACACAAUGAACAAUA